CGAGCUCUCUCCUUUCUCGCUCCCUCCUCAGUGUGUGAAUUGCAUCCCUAGACUAUACACGCUCGUCUUUACUUCAGUACAGUCAAGUUCACAAUAGUUUGGAGUCCUUCGUUAUUUAUUGGCCAAGUCGUUUUUGUUUUUAUUGCUUCAUUUGUUUGUGAACUUUUACUUGUUGUAUGUACCUACAUUGUUCUGAAAAAUGCCUCGCGGACGUUACAGCGUUUUAAGUGGCCAAGCCCGGAAAAUGGUGCAUGCUGUCCUUCAAUUUAUGAAAAAAGAGCACGAAGAAGGCUUACUAAUACCUUUAAAUCUAGUUCAGAAACGAACGGCGGCUGCUACAGGAAUAUCUACGAGAACUGUUCAAAGAAUAGCUGCAACAGCAAGUGAAGCUGAAGCGAGGCCAGUCUUCCGCACACCUGGUAAAAAACGUAGGGGAGUCAAGAGAGUGACAGGCAUUGAUGGGUUCAAUCAAGGAGUCAUCAAAAGGUGCGUCCAUAACUUUCAUUUAACUGAAAAAAAAUUGCCAACAGUCCAAGCACUCCAAAAGAAAUUGAAAGCCGAUAUAAAUUAUCAGGGUUCUAUGACCAGCUUAAGUCGAAUUCUUAAGCAAUCGGGUUUUCAGUGGAAGAAAACCCAAUAUGAGAAAAGAGUUAUAAUAGAACAAACCAGUAUUCGAUUACAGCGCAUCGAAUAUUUGGAAAGUAUUUUCAAGUAUCGCUCGGAAGGUAGGCCCAUUGUAUACGCUGGAGAAUCAUAUGUCGAUUCUUCCCAAAGUAAGCCAUCGGGCGACGGUGUCAAAAUAGUAAAGGGUCAAGGCGUGGUUAUCGUUCAUGCGGGUUCAGAAGCGGGCUUCGUAUCCGAUGGUCUUUUAAUGCUUAAGGGGAAUCCAAAAAACACCGAUUAUCAUGAUAAUUUGAACCCUGACAUUUAUGAAAGAUGGGUUAGAACACAAUUAUUACCAGGUUUACCAGAAAACUCAGUCGUUGUGGUGGAUAAUGUAUCCUACCACAACAAAGAAGAAGAUCCGGCACCAUCUUCAAAUGCACGAAAAGCAGAAAUGCAAUCUUGGCUUCAUAAAAAGCAAAUAUCUUAUGAUGAUAGCAUGCUGAAGCCACAGCUUUACAAGUUAAUUGCUCAAAGUAAAGACAGAUAUAAAAAGUACAAUUUAGAUAAAAUUCUUAAACACCAUAACCACGAUGUAUUACGGCUGCCCCCUUACCACCCAGAUUUGAACCCCAUCGAGAUGGCAUGGGCAGCCAUAAAACAACAUGUUUCCAAUAAAAUUGUUACUUGGAACGUCAAUACUGUGAUGGAAUUGAUAGAAGAAAAAGCGAAUCAAAUAGGAGAAAGUGAAUGGAGCGGAUUUUGUGCAAAAGCAAUGGAAAUAGAAGAUGAUUAUAGAAAAAGUGACGUUGUCAUCGACAAUUUGACAGAAGAAUUCGUCACUCAAGCAAAUGAUAGCACUGAUAAUAGUGAUAAUUACUCAGAUUCCAACUCUGAGGGAGAUUCGAGUGAAGAGGAAUACUUUGGUGUAAAUAGUGAAGACAUGCCUUCUACAAGCGACUAUAUUUUUAUCGAGGAAUUGAGGGCUGUGCCGUAAAAUAAUUCUUCUGAAUUAAGCUUGUAAUAUAUUGAUCAGUAUUAA
Molecule: messenger RNA, 1645 nt
Organism: Helicoverpa zea (corn earworm)
Lineage: Eukaryota; Metazoa; Arthropoda; Insecta; Lepidoptera; Noctuidae
Exons: 1
Coding region: 200-1600 (466 amino acids)
Molecular function (GO): nucleic acid binding
Source: RefSeq, a predicted model, not a curated record